AGGUGGGAGGAGGACCAAUGGCCGCUAGUGGCCUCAAGACGGCGGAAAGUAACGGGCGCCUUAAGUUUGCUAAAAUUCAGAUUUUUGGAAAGAGAGUCAAGUGGACCCAAUCAUCAGGAAUACAUGGAUAAUUAAAGCUUCCAAAAAUGAGCCAUGAAUUGUUACCCUUCUACUGGAAUCCACAAUUUGAGGAAGAAAAAAAUGUUGGAAUGUCUUACUCCUGCUCUUUGAAGAAAAUCAGUGUUGGACUGUCUUAGUUUUGCUCUUUGAAGUUGUAUUGAGUGUCAGCUUGGUUUACUUUAUCUAAUGUGAAGAGGAAGUUUGUGCACAAGAGGACGUGUGAUACUGCUGAGCUUGGAACAAUGAUCAGGUGUUGUGGUUACUUCCUGCACUGGGGAUGAAUAUUUGGGAUUUUUAAAGCAAUAUCUCUGACUGUCGGCUCCAUGCACAUGCACACCCACAAUACAAUGACCAGUUCUCAGGAGCCCCUGAGCUGGUCUUCCUCUACAGCCAUUAUCACCGAGGCCCUCAACGAAGACAAAGAUUUCAGUGGGAUGCAUGGAGAUCAUAUACCCACUAGUCUCCAUCCUUCACCUGAAAUCAUAGAGGAUAUACGAGACAAGGGCUUACUUUACAGCAAUGCAACAGAGAACAUGAAUAGCUCAGUACCCACCACAGUAUUGACCAGUGUAAGUGAGGAUUCCAGGGACCAGUUUGAAAAUAGUGUGCUACAAUUAACAGAACAAGAUGAACUGGAAACUCCUGUUCAUCAGAACAACAGUGAUGGUAUAUCUGGAGAGACCAACAAUGGAACAGAUGAUAUCAAGAUCCAGUUCAACAGAUCAGGCAGUGGAAAUGGUGGAUUUCUUGAAGGACUCUUUGGUUGUUUGAAGCCAGUAUGGAAUAUUAUAGGGAAAGCUUACUCUACUGACUACAAGCUACAGCAACAAGAUACAUGGGAAGUUCCUUUUGAGGAGAUUUCUGAGCUGCAGUGGCUGGGCAGCGGUGCACAGGGAGCUGUUUUCUUAGGUAAAUUCCGAUCAGAGGAGGUGGCCAUCAAGAAAGUGAGAGAACAGAGUGAAACUGAUAUCAAGCACUUAAGGAAACUGAAGCAUCCUAACAUCAUUGCCUUCAAGGGAGUUUGCACUCAGGCACCCUGCUACUGUAUAAUAAUGGAAUACUGUGCACAUGGACAGUUGUAUGAAGUGUUGCGAGCAGGAAGAAAGGUGACGCCUCGUCUGCUUGUAGACUGGUCCACUGGGAUUGCUAGUGGAAUGAACUAUUUACAUCUUCAUAAAAUCAUCCACAGAGACCUCAAGUCACCCAAUGUGUUGGUUACUCAUAAUGAUGCAGUAAAAAUUUCAGAUUUUGGUACUUCUAAAGAACUCAGCGAUAAGAGUACAAAAAUGUCCUUUGCAGGGACUGUAGCCUGGAUGGCCCCAGAAGUAAUUCGCAAUGAACCUGUGUCUGAAAAAGUGGAUAUAUGGUCAUUUGGAGUGGUUUUGUGGGAGCUUCUCACUGGAGAGAUUCCCUAUAAGGAUGUAGACUCCUCAGCCAUUAUCUGGGGUGUAGGCAGUAAUAGCUUGCACCUUCCUGUGCCCUCCACUUGUCCAGAUGGAUUCAAGAUCCUAAUGAAGCAAACAUGGCAAAGCAAGCCCCGGAAUCGGCCCUCUUUCCGACAGACACUUAUGCACCUUGAUAUUGCAUCUGCUGACGUGUUAGCCACCCCUCAGGAGACUUAUUUCAAGUCUCAGGCCGAAUGGCGAGAAGAAGUAAAGAAGCACUUUGAGAAGAUUAAAAGUGAAGGAACUUGUAUACACCGAUUAGAUGAAGAACUUAUUCGUCGCAGAAGAGAGGAACUCAGGCAUGCCUUGGACAUCCGUGAGCAUUAUGAGAGAAAACUGGAGAGAGCCAAUAAUUUGUAUAUGGAGCUCAGUGCCAUCAUGUUACAGCUGGAGGUUCGGGAAAAAGAGCUCAUCAAGCGGGAACAAGCUGUGGAAAAGAAAUAUCCUGGGACUUACAAGCGUCACCCAGUCCGACCAAUAAUUCAUACUAAUGCAAUGGAAAAAUUGAUGAAGAGGAGAGGAGUCUCCCACAAGCCUGGAGGCCAGACUAAACGGCCUGACUUGCUGAAGUCUGAUGGCAUAUCCAGUGCUGAAGUGGCGCCUAGUGGCUCUCCCCUCUCAGGGAGCCCCAAGAUGUCAACACUCAGUAGCAAAGGACGUUACCGCAGCAAACCACGCCACCGGCGAGGGAACAGCAAAGGCAGCUACAAUGAUUUUUCAGGGAUCUUGAAAAACCAGCCAGCACAGGAUGAAGUGGCCCAGCCAUCUCAUCAUCAGCAUCAGCACCCUCCCCAUCACCCUCGACUAAACAUACAUGGGCAGGACAUAGCCAAUUGCGCUAAUAACCUUCGGUAUUUUGGCCCUGCUGCUGCCUUGCGCAGUCCUCUUAGCAAUCAUGCCCAACGGCGGAUGUCUGGCUCUAGCCCUGACCUUAUCUCUGCUGCUGUGGAAGCUGAUUCACGGAGAAAUCUGCAGGAUGGGGAGGGCAAGGCUAAUGAUUGGGAAUGUUGUAAUAAAGGUACAUACAACCUCUGCCCAGAGUGUAGACCGGGCACAAAUGGUGCAAAUCAAGGACCGUUGCUUCAGCCAGGGCUUGAGCAGCCUGAAGCGCUGUCAUAUGACCCUUUGUAUGCAAAUGUGCAAUUUCCUGGCAGGAGUGAGGAAGGUGAAUUUAGCAGCCAAAGGUCAGUGUCAUCCCUUGGUCCCUCUCAUCCUGCGAGCACUCCAGGACUGCUGUGUAAAAUGCGACCCAUUCCAAAGAGUGGUGAUUACUCUUCAGAAGAAGAAGAAGGAGAAGUAGAUAGUGAAGUGGAAUUCCCGCGGAGACAGAGGCCUCAUCGCUGCAUUAGCAGCUGCCAAUCCUACUCAACUUUCAGCUCUGAGAACCUCUCUGUGUCUGAUGGAGAGGAGGGCAAUACCAGUGACCAUUCCAACAGCCCAGAUGAGCUGGCCAAUAGGCGGAAAGAUCAGGUGGCUGAGAAGCUGGAUGAGAUGCUAUCGCAGACUCCAGAAUUUCCCAUUGAAAUCUCUAACCAGUCUGAUGGCCUUUCGGAUAAGGAGAGUGCUGUACGCAGAGUGAAAACACAGAUGUCACUUGGCAAGUUGUGUCCAGAGGAACAUGGCUAUGAGAAUCCUGGGGAGUUUGGAGAAUCAGAUGGUGACUCUUCAGAUGGAGACUGCUCUGAUGCGACUGUGAGGACCAGUAAAGCCUGCAGCUCUGCAACCUUGUAAUGAUGAAUCUCCUCCCUCCUUCAGCCAUUUGAUCAACUGGCAUUUUGAUUCCCCAAGGGCCCUCUCUUCAUUCCUUCUCUGAGAAGCUGCUUCUCCACCCCAUCACCCAAAUGAUCUGCAAUAACUUGAAUCUUUGGAGAAAUGUUCUGAUGAAUUAGUUUCUCAGUGAGCAUUUCUAUCAUGAAUGGCAGGGAUGUAUUUUAUUGAAUAAUUGAGCUAUUGUAUCAUAUUUUUGGCAUUUUAACACUUUUUACUCUGAAGAGUGGUCUGAAUCCAUAGACAAAAUAAUUAGUUGCAAAAAAAUGUUCGCAAGGCAAGCCUGUGAAAGAGAAUAAUCUUUUUGAGUCUUAGACAGCAUACAUGGACAGGCUAAGUUCUGAUGCUGCUAUUUUGACAUGGGACCAGGCCACAUGGCUCUGAAGGGCUGGAAAUAAAAGAAGGGAACUCAAUGACUUGAUCAUAUCCAGUGAAGCAGUGGAUGAAGUAAUCUGUGAACCUAUAUCAUCAGUGUACUCAGCGUAGCAUUACCAAUAGGAAGGUGUUCACAUUCCUGGAAAGGUGUGUCUGAGUCUCUGCUCCCCUGGCAUGUGAGAGUGGGAGCUAAUCGUGUUUGUUUUUUAAUUGGUAUUUGGUUGGUUGUCACAUCCUGCAGCUGUAUUCUAGCCUCAGCCUCACUCCAGCAUUUUCCCACCACCACUAUGCCACUGUGAGAUCAGGAGAUACAGCAUGGAGUAGCUGGAGAAUAGAGAGAAAUGGACACGCUCUUUAGCUCACCGUUAUCUUCCUCUCCUUUAUAACCUGCCUUUUGUUUACUUCCUUCAAUUAAAAACAAAUUGAACAAAUUGAUGUUGAAGAUCAAGAACUCACAAGCCAUGGAAAACACAUUCUGCAUAUCCCUAGGACAAUCUGGAGGAAGAAACUGGAACUGUUCCUGCUAUAGUGGACAUUCUGCUAGGACACAAUAAGAGAGGGUUGUCACUGGAUGAAACCAGGGGAAUUGCAUGGCGUGGACCAUGCUUUAUGACUCUCCACUGUUUCUCUAGUGCUGUUCUGAUAGGGAAGCACUGGCAGCUUGUCAGGCUUGAUGCAAAGUAACAUUUGAAAUGUUGUGAAUGGAAAAUGCUCUUCAUUUUGGGUCUGAGGGAGCCUAAGCCAUAUUUCCAUAGUGAUGCAUUUUGGAUUGGAGAGAGCCUGACACUAUUGCCUUUCCUAAGGGAAAGGUAUUCCACCUUCCUUCUGCAAUACCUCAUUCUUCCUAAGCAACUUACUGGGGUUUAUAAUCAUGGCUUCUUUAAAAGAAUUGUCCAACUGGAGCAAAACCAAAACAAAAAAGUUAUAAUUUGGUUUGAUAGCCAAAGUGUUAACAGUGAUCUUGGCUGUGCCCCCAUUUUGUGUCUAGCUAGUUACGUUUAGGGAAGAAAGGCUCUUUGUGUGGUGUGCAAAGUUGUAUCCUAGCAGGAUUCAUAUUUAAGGUAGUGAGUAGCAGUUGCACCCCCUCACCCCACCCCCAAAAUGAAGGGCAAGGAUGGGUUGCAUGCUGUGCUGCUGUUUGUUUACAUUUAAUUUGAUUUUUUAAAAAUAAUAAUAGCAUAGUGGCAAAAUGAAGGGAAAUGCUUUACUAAUACAGAGAGCAGUAUUGUACGAGUUAAAUUAUUCCAUAUUUUUAAAAUUCUGUAGCUGGACUACAUGGAUCAUAACUUAUGUUGUUAUUUAUUUUAAUUUCUGUAGAUUAAAAGCAGGGUUUAUUGUAGCACAACAUAUUGGUCCCAUUUCACUUGCUCCAUGGUUCCUCAUCCCAGGAGGAGCAGGAGCCAGUAUUGUGACCUAAUUACCUUCUAUAGGCCUAGUGAUGUGACGGCCCAGAAAAAUUCAAGAUUUUUUUUUCUAAGGACCAUUUUGUUUGUUUUUUUCUGAAAAAUUGAAGAGCUUUGGAUUAUGAAAUAUUUUCUUUUAGAAUGUAAGACAGGUAUUUAUAUAUUGUUACUUAGCCUACUGCCCCAAUGGUUUCUUAAGAUGAUGUAAUAAGAAGACUUAUAUAGAAAGACUAGAGGUGUAGAAUGUCUGGAAAUAAUGAACCCGUGGGGGGAAAUGUUCUUUUUAAUCUUUUCUGUAAGAUUCCCAGCACGGUUAUUGCGUCCAUUCCUUAUAUUGAUCGAAUGUAUCUUUACUGAUAAAUAUGUAGGGCUGCUUCAAGUCAUGCUCAGUUUCCCAACAUGUAGUAGAGUCACCAUAUCAUAAAAUGGAAGAAAAUGUGUAUUCUUGAUAGUUUAGGUUUUGUUCUACAGAGUCCUUUCUGGGUUUGUUAUGUUUAGAUAUUAUUGCAGUCAAUUAAUGUAGUUCUAAUCUAAAACCCACAUGUGAAAAAACACUGUCAUUAUCCUGCCACUGUCACCAGUUCUAAUGGAACAGUUCAUAGGAAGUCCCUAAUUAGACCUCACUACUAGGGAAUGCUGCCUCAGCUAUAACAAAUUUUAACUGCUGCCACUAGAGUGAACCCUCUUUACCUAAAAUAAAUUCAUUAGCCUAGUUCCUCUAGCGUAGGUAAGCAUGGGUUUGACACCGCAAUGAGAGACAAGCUUUCAGAAUUAACAAAAAGCAAGAUGUUCAUUAAUAGAAAUUAUUUACAAAAGUGAAUAAAACGUCACUCUUCGAAUAAUAGGUUGAGAUUGCUUAAAGCUUCUUAAAAGUAAAUAUGGUUGCUUACCAUGCCUAAACCGAGUCUUUAAAAGAUAGUUAUAAUUUUAUGAGCAAACCAAGGUAUACAUAAUAUAACUUUAGGAACAUUAAGGUUGCUUUGUAUUUCUAAAGCAGCUUUCCCCAACCUGGUGACCUCCAGAUGUUUUGGACUACAAUGCUCAGUAUUGCUGACCAUUGGCAACACUGUCUGGGGUUGAUGGAAGCUGAAAUCCAAAAUAUCUGGAGGGCACCAGGUUGGGAAAUGCUGUACUAAAACAACAAAGUGACUUAAGAUCAGUAAAGAACUCUUUAAAAAAAAAGUGUUGCUUAUUUUUAGAUUUUCCUUUUUUUAUAUAAAUUUCCCCCCAAAAUUGUUUUCCCAGAAAGAUAAAAGGGAGAAAAACAUUCCCCCCCAUCCCCAAGGCUUCAAAAUUUCCAGAAAUUUUAUCUCUGUGUAGGCCAGUCUUAUCUUGCCGGUUGCAGCAACCAAUGGACAAUAACACAUGGAGUACUAGGCCAGUAUCAGAAAGUUGAAGCAGUACUAGGCUGCAUGUGCAUGGAGUGUAAAAUGGGUCAGAUGCAGAUCCUAAAACAUCUUGGCAUGUUUUAUCCUCCUGCUGCAGUCCAGAACACGGUGAAAUAUCCACCUGAAACACAAAUAAGUCCUGUUCACUUGAAGCGGCAUCUCCCUCUCUAAAGACAAGUCUUCCUUGAGCUUUGUAUCCUUACGUAAGACUGAUUUGAGCUCUGCUUAUUCUGAACAAAGAUGUUCCUAGCAGCUUAUGCCCUUUCUGCCUAGCUAUGUAGCUUGAGGGUGAACUACUAUCUUUGAGAGUCCCAUAUAUGCUAUUUAUUCACACUCCAAUAAAUGCCAUUCCAUUGGUAUAUGGGCCAGGCUGUGAGAGAACAGAAUAUUACUGCACCACCACAGAGUUAAUUCAGACACAUAACUUGGUGUUUCGUUUGGGAAAGCUUGCUUGCUUGGCAUGAUCUGAACCAGGGGUGGGAAACACGUGGCUCUAGACCACAUGUGACCUCCAGUGCAGCCUCCACCACCCUCCCAAUUUGGAGCAAUUUGAUUUAAAAAAAAAUUAAAAGGAAAAAAAUGGCAUCUGUAAGAUACUGUGGAGUGCCAAAGGUGUCAGCUAAAUGUUACCCUUUUGGUACUUCAUUGCAGCUAUGAACACCAUUUUUAAUACACACAUACCACCCACACACCCACACACUUUUUUGGACCGGACAAAGUUGCCCACCCCUGAUUUAAACUCUAUUUUUCUUUUGAAUUUUAGCCCAUUCUUGCUGGUCAGACAAUUACUCUGCUUCAUUAUUACUAGACAUUCAUGUUAUGGGUGUCUUACUCAAAAAUAUAUUUUGGGAUGGAUCUCUGAAUUGGUAACUGUCUGCUUUGCUAAUAACAUUUGCAAGCAAACUGACUAUUUGGCAAUGAGGUAACACACCCUCUCACAAGAAGAUUCCGGUUUUAACAGCCCAGGAUUAGCUUCGUAUAUUCUUGGAAAGUUCCCUUUUUUGAAACAAGGCAAAGUGAGUUACCUUGUCAUGAAUGACAAGAAGCUACAUGCUGCUUUUCCCAUGCAAAGAACCUGCACAGUGCUAACUUUUUCAAACUAUCUCUUCUUUGAUGAGUUUCAUACCAAUCCUUCCUGCCCAGGACAUAAUGCAGAAUUGUGAACUUUCCGGAGUUUUGGGCAAAGGAUUUUUUGUGAUCCUUAAAGUAGAAGUAUUAAGUUUGGAGUCUUAUGCAUGCAAAGCAUGCCUUACCACUGAAGUACAGCCUUUUCCUAGAGGACAUUUCUACAUCAGGAGAAUGUGUCUGAUUUAAUGGUCUCUGUUGUGUCUGGUAGUCGUUGGUUGUUUACUUUUGGUAUUUGCACAUAUCCUGCACCUGCAGAUGUCGUGCUGCACAGUGCAGUUCUUUAAGAGAUUACUUGAAGGUUCAAGAAUAAUUCAUGAAGAUGUGACUCUGGCAGCUGCAGUCUCCAGAGAUACCCACUUUCCCCAGCAAUGUGCGCCCUGUGUUUCCCUUUACAUUUAAAACACACCCAUCCACCCAGUUUUGUCUUGACCCUCCCCAAAGAUAAAUAAAAUAAAGAGCUCAAGGGUUUAAGGGACAUUGAUUUAAGAUGUCUAGUGAAUUGGUACCCUAAGAAUGUCGUGCUUUAUUUAGCAACUUGUUUUGGGGUGUGUCUAAGCCUCAUACAUUAAAUGCAACUGUAGAACAUUCCAAAUUGUUAAAUACGAUUUGUGCCAUUGAAUGCAAGCAUAGAAUUCUUCUAGAAACAUUUCUUCUUUUUUCCAAAUUAGGUUGAUCAACUUCUGUUCAAUUAUAAACUGGUAACAGAAGCAUUGGAUGUAAAUUUUAAGCAUCAAUAAGACUAAUAAUCUCAUCUUUCCUCAUCCUAUUAUGCCCUUUGUAUUUUCCCUAACAAAUAUAAUCUCACAGCUAAAGAGAGAUCCAAGUAAGGGGAAAGACAAGCCAAUCAGGUUUACUAAGUUGGAGGAAAACAGUGGUAUUGCUGCUAUAGUUAAAACGAGAGCUGCUGAGCUACAUGUUAUGGUCACCAUGAUAAUACAGCUGAGUACCAUCCCUGCAAUGCUUUAGUGUCUAGGAGCACUUGCUACAUGCUGCAGUAGUGUCACAUGGUGAGUUUCCUUACUCCUCAAUCCAUAUCAUUGGUUCCUUCUGCUUGGGGCAGAGCAACCCACGGGAUGAUGUCAUGUCGCACAGUGAGUACUCCUAGAUUUUAAGGCAGAGUGGGGGAAUGUGUCACAGGGAUACAAUUUUCUAUGACAUAGCAUGUAGCCUGUCUUUAAACAGAGACAUGGUAUAGUGCUAUUAUUAUAUUAUUCCAAAAAUGCUGUACAUGUUCUCCCUCAAAAAGGAUAGAAUUGCUAACCCUAAAAUUUGGAUCAUGAUGAACUGUGACCUAAAAACAUACCAGUCUAACAGAGGUGAGAUUUUACAUGGCUGUUGUUCUCUGGAGUACGCAAGUUACGUUUUUAAAGUUUUCUCUUAAGUGUGAGGGCUAAACACUUUUUAAUAUGGAAACAGACUCUCAGGUAUUUCUGUGACUUUGGGCUCUUUAAAAAGCCUGCUCUGUUUGUUCUAUAGGUCCAACAAAAGGUAUUCACUGUACCUACUUUAUUCUCUGGGAACAACACUCCAAAGCACUAAAUAUUAAGAGACAUGAUCAGAACUUUGGGAGUUGGUAAUACUGGUACUGAGAAACACACACUGUAUUGUUCUUUCCUUUCCUAGAAAGCAGUGUCACAUUUACUGGCAGAAGAGGGUAGCCUUCAUGCUUUUUUUCACACAUUAAAUUGAGUUUGUAUUCAACAAGCCAGUUGGCACAAGAAAUGCUUUCUUAGUAUACCAACAACAACAAUAAAAUGCAUUCUUGUAGGGUAGGAAAAUAGUCCAGUCUUUGUGUUAACACUCUGAUAGCAAAUUAGGGACUGCAAAGGAAUAGAUGGUUCUUCGUUGCAGAAUCGAGUACUGAAUCUUUAAUUCAAUGCCAUAAACCAAACAAAUAAUCUUAUUCAGAUUAUGAGUACAGUAUUGCCAUGUGUGUUGUUAUCAAGGGUGAAUUUUCUUGCUGUGUUACAACUAUUUUGUGCAAGGGCAUUACAAUAUUAUAACUGCCUCAUUAAAUGUUUGCCAGUAAUGACACAGCAAUCUAAAGCAUUCUUAGAAUAAGCAAUGGAAGGCAAAUGACUUUUUCAGGUCAUUUUCCCCUCUCUUAUAAUUCUUAAUUACUGGGUCCAGCUAUGGCACAAUCGGUAUGGUGGCUCAUGGUUAGGGGAGUUAUUGGUUUUGUGUUUCAUAUGAAAUGAUAAUUUCAUCUCCUAUGCUGUCUUUUCUCCCUACCCUAUGGCUUCCUGAGGCAACUUGAUUUUUUGUUUUUGUAUUGAACAGCGUAUAACAAUUGGGAACAAGACUGACUAUCAAAACAGAUGCAUGGAAUAAAAGCCAGUGU
Elgaria multicarinata webbii is the source of this 9967-nucleotide messenger RNA. It is a transcript of the gene MAP3K13, whose product is annotated as mitogen-activated protein kinase kinase kinase 13. Gene Ontology annotation, biological process: protein autophosphorylation; signal transduction. The transcript has 16 exons. Gene Ontology annotation, molecular function: MAP kinase kinase kinase activity; ATP binding. Gene Ontology annotation, cellular component: cytoplasm. NCBI's taxonomy places the organism in Eukaryota, Metazoa, Chordata, Lepidosauria, Squamata, Anguidae. The record is from RefSeq and is a predicted model, not a curated record. Bases 444 to 3296 code for a protein of 950 amino acids.